Molecule: messenger RNA, 5072 nt
Organism: Eupeodes corollae
Lineage: Eukaryota; Metazoa; Arthropoda; Insecta; Diptera; Syrphidae
Gene: dachs
Product: unconventional myosin-Ia
Exons: 7
Coding region: 982-4563 (1193 amino acids)
Biological process (GO): actin filament organization; vesicle transport along actin filament
Cellular component (GO): actin cytoskeleton; cytoplasm; myosin complex
Molecular function (GO): actin filament binding; cytoskeletal motor activity; ATP binding
Source: RefSeq, a predicted model, not a curated record
CAUUCAUUUCUAACCAAAUAUAUUUGUACAAAUUAUUUCAAUUUAUAUUCAAAAUCAAUUUUCAUCUUGUAAGAAUUAAUACAAAAUCGAUUUGUGAAAGUCAUUUGCACAGUACUGUCUUUCGUGAUCGUGGUGCUGCCUUCCCCUCCACUAAACAUCAAAAACAAAAAGAAAAAAAAAACAAAAAAAGAUCAACUUGUUUGUAUCUGGAUUUCUGGAACCUUUUGUUAGAUGCACGAAUUGAGUUAUUCAGUUUUAAAGGAACCUUGCUUACUUAAGUUUGUUAAAACGAAACGAUGGCAGAGGUCGGGUUUGUGUAGUGAAGUGAAAAUUAAAUUUCCUUUUGAAAUGUUUAAGAGUUCUAACGGAAAAUCUACUAAAUCUAAGCAAAUAGUGCAGUGAGAAUGCAAUUAUGUUCAAAAGUUUGCUUUUAAAUCCAAUAGAUAUUCGGAUUAAACAUAAUUUAAUGCAAUGAUUAAUUCAAUACUAUGUGUACUUAUAACACAAUACAGGUUUUCUUGAUAGCAUGAAAUUUUUGUUUUAAAGUGUAGACACAAAGCGAGGUGCUUCGACGCGAGAAGGAAAGAGCCAAAUAUAUUUGAAAAAGUCUUAACAUGGUUUUGUUGUGAUACAAGAAAAAAAGAAUUGUUUGGAUAUUUACCAAAUUUUUGUUCGCGUGAGCUAGUAAUAUUUUGGAUUGGAUUGGCAUCUUAAAAUUACAUUACAGGGAAAUCGUUUGCUGUUUUUGUGAUUCGUGUGUGAAACGUGAAUUCAAAUAAGAUUCCAACGAACAAUAUAUUUUUGUGUUUCUUUUUCUAAUUAAAAGAAAAAAAAUUAAAACCAUUCUAAUUUUGUAUCUAAAUCUAAUAAUCGUUGUUUUGUGAAAUCUCGAGAAGGUUUAACUCUUGGGGUUUAAUUUCGAAUGAUUCUGCAUAAUAUUGUCGAUACAUAACAAGAUUACCAUAGAUACUAAUGUAAACGAUGGCCACAUUAGGCCUUUCAAAAGUUUUCAUCCUGGACAAAUACUUUACGGAAUUGCAAAAGUUUUGGGAGACGGAGAAAAAGUUACAAGAUGCAUCAUCUUCAAACGAAGCUGUCCACUUACAACAGCGUUUAAAGUGUCUUAGCACAGAGUUAGUCACUCUUCGUAAUCGUUUGCACGUAGGACAAACACAAACGUCAGUUGCAAAUAACAACACUGUUAACGUAACUAAUCCAAAUGCAGACAACAGCAGCGUGGUAUCCACAAAUAACCAUAAAUGUAUAAAAUCUAGUCAGCCGACAAACAUCAUCAAUGCACAAACUUCAGUACAAAGUGGAAUUAUAGCAGGAGGCAAUCUACAUCGUUCACCGUCUAAUAGUACUCCUCCAAAGCUGACUGUUAAUAAUAAGAAUCAGCAUACUUUAAACUCGUGCUUACAACAAUCGGCAAGUGUGGUGCCACGAAACACAUCGAUUCCACUUCCACUUCCGCAGCACAUAAAUGAUCAAUUAACAGCCAAUCAACAACCCUUCAACGAGCCGCAGCAGCCAACACGACCCACAGCGACGACGACGGCAGCGGGCCCAGGACUAUUCAACUCACCGUUUAUUCCUGUUGUACAGAAGAACAUAAAUCCUUGCAAUGGCAUAAACAAAUAUUUUUUGAAUUCCAACAUCUCAAGGAAUGGACAGCAAAAGGAGCCGAACGAAAUGAAAGAUCUAAUACACUUGGCAGGUCCUUUAACAGAAGAUGCUGUUAUGCGAACACUUCAAGCUAGGUUCAAUGAAAAUCUAUAUUUCACCAAUGUUGGACCGAUUUUGUUGUCGAUCAAUCCCUACCUUGAUGUUGGAAAUCCUCUGACACUGUCGUCCACCCGAUCACUUCCAUUAGCGCCGCAGCUUAAGAAAAUCGUCCAAGAAGCUGUUCGACAGCAAGCUGAAACUGGAUACCCUCAAGCAAUAAUACUAUCUGGGACUUCUGGUGCUGGAAAAACUCAUUGUUCUAUGUUACUUUUGCGACAAUUAUUUGCAGUUGCUGGUGGUGGUCCCGAAACAGAUGCGUUCAAACAUUUGGCAGCUGCAUUCACAGUUCUUCGUUCGCUGGGCUCAGCUAAAACGACUACAAAUUCAGAAUCUAGCCGCAUUGGCCAAUUCAUUGAGGUGCAAGUUACAGAUGGAGCAUUGUACAGAACCAAAAUACACUGUUACUUUUUGGAUCAAACACGAGUUAUAAGGCCACUGAGGAAUGAGAAGAACUAUCACAUAUUUUAUCAAAUGUUGGCAGGGCUCAAUAGAGAUGAGAGGUCUAAGUUAAACCUUGAAGGUUAUUCCCCAGCAAAUCUAAGAUAUCUUCAACAUGGUGACAUAGUGCAGAGAGAACAGGAAGAUUCUAGUAGAUUUCAAGCAUGGAAAGCAUGUCUCGGAAUUUUGGGAAUACCGUUUUUGGAUGUUGUAAGAGUUUUGGCCGCAGUAUUGCUUUUAGGAAAUGUUCAAUUUAUUGAUGGUCAGGGGCUAGAAGUUGACGUCAAAGGUGAAUCAGAACUUAAUUCAGUGGCAAACUUGCUUGGAGUACCACCAGCAGCACUUUUCCGCGGACUCACAACCCGAACUCAUAAUGCAAGAGGACAACUAGUUAAAUCCGUUUGUGAUGCAAACAUGUCCAACAUGACAAGAGAUUGCUUGGCAAAAGCUCUGUACUGUCGUACAGUCGCAACAAUUGUCAGAAGAGCAAACAGUCUCAAGCGAUUGGGCUCAACAUUGGGAACACUAAGUUCCGAUUCAAAUGAAUCGGUGCACAAUCAAGCUGAUGUAGCUAGCCAGCACACAUCAACCAUUGGUGGAAAUUCGGGUUCCAAAUCCAUGACAGCUUUGAAUAAUGCAGUCCGUCAUGCCACUGAUGGAUUCAUAGGGAUACUGGACAUGUUUGGAUUUGAAGAGCCAUCGCCACAUGCUCAACUGGAACACCUUUGCAUCAACUUAUGCGCCGAGACCAUGCAACAUUUCUACAAUACCCAUAUAUUCAAAUCGUCGGUAGAAUCUUGCCGGGACGAAGGAAUUAUAUGCGAUACAAUUGUGGACUAUGUUGACAAUGUUCCAUGUAUUGACUUAAUAUCCUCUCUAAGGACUGGACUUUUGAGUAUGCUCGAUGCAGAAUGUUCGGUUCGUGGAACAGCCGAAAGCUACGUGGCAAAAAUUAAAGUACAGCACAGAAACUCCACACGUCUGGAGACGAAACAUGCUGAACCACAUGAUCCACGUUUAUUUACAAUUCGACACUUUGCUGGGAAAGUCGAGUAUGAUGCAACUGAAUUUUUGGACACAAACCGAGACGUAGUACCCGAUGAUCUAGUUGCUGUAUUUUAUAAACAUUCUUGCAAUUUUGGGUUUGCCACUCAUCUAUUCGGAUCCGAGCUUAAGGCGUUAUAUGCCUUACAAAGUGUUCCUCGCGGCUUGAGUUUUCGCAUCUCUCCCACUUCACACACAGACCUUUUAAACGGCGAUGAGCCAGUUUCCACAUUGACACAAGACUUCCACACACGUCUUGAUAAUUUGCUUCGCACUCUUGUACAUGCUCGACCACAUUUUGUACGUUGUAUACGAAGUAAUUCAUCGGAAGCAGCCGGACGUUUUGAACGGUUGGUUAUCGUUAAGCAAGUCCGAGCAUUGCAAGUCCUUGAAACGGUCAAUUUAAUGGCUUCAGGAUUCCCACAUCGAAUGCGUUUCAAACAAUUCAAUGCCAGAUACCGAAUGUUGGCCCCGUUCCGUCUGUUCAGGCGUUGCGAGGAAAAGGUUUUAGAGGAUUGUAACCUCAUACUACAAUACGCAAUGGAAAAUCCACCCGAAGUCGAUGGCUCUGUGACGUUGUCCUGGGCACCUGGCAAGAGACACAUAUUCCUUAGCGAAGGUAUUCGACAGCAUUUAGAGAAUUUGAGAUCUGAAAUUCGUACAAAAAGCGCAACUAUGAUUCAAAGCAUUUGGCGAGGAUGGCAGUUCCGCAAGAAAAUCGGGAGUAUUAAAAAACCAAGAGACAUGCUUAUGUAUUCGACUAAAAAUUUAAAAGGAUCGAAUGGUGGUAAGCAUGAAAAUCUUCACUACAAUUCUUGUGCAAUUUUAUUAUUUUGUUUAGCGUUUACUUCGUUUCUAGCACAAAGAGUGUCAUCCAAAGGAAACACAAAUCUUCAAGCGACGACAACAAGGCCACGACCACAGCCAAUAGCAGGUACCCCACCACCAGACCCAAAUGAAAAAUGUGACUCGAAGAUUAUACAACAAACGUGUAGUCUCUUCGGAUUAGAUUUAGAGCGUCCACCACCAGUUCCGCCAUCACGUCCAUAUACCGUAACAGGAAAUUCAAAGCUGGGCUAUCCACAGAAUAGAUUGAUGAAAAUGAAUUUCCCCGAGGACUCAGUUACUAAUCCCCCAUCUGAGCAGCUAAAAAAAGGAGACACUGUUACGGUGGUUGGUGCAUCUUCUUGUCGUGGGCAUUUAAUUGUCGAACACAAUGGGCAAAGCUUCCAUGUUCCCUUUCAGUAUAUGGAGCUUGUAAAAAAUGGCACAGCAGGCUCCUGUGUGAAAAUAUAGAGAUUAAGCUUAAGGAUUAUAUUCAUUGAACCACAUUAUGUGCUCUUUUGGAUUAAAAACAAAUUUUCAAGACUGUAAAUAAUUUAUUUUAAAGGUUAAAAUUUACUACCUAUAUGAAUAUUAUCUAAUAUAAUUGAAUUUUCUAUUUUCUUCUGUUAAGGUUUCUACGAACUUGUAAUCAUUUUUGUUCAAUAAUUGUAAUAAUUUUCUUAUAUUUUAUUACUUUUUAUUACUGUAUAAAAAAAGCAUUUAAUUUUUGUGUUUAUUAUUAUUAUUUUAUUUUUUUUGGUGGAGAAAAGAUUGAGCUAAGAAUUAAGAAAAAUUAUACGCUCCAGUGCCAAUGUUUAAAUACAGAACUUUUAAAAUAAUAAUUAAUGUAAGAAUGUCAGUAUUUCCCCACCAACAAGUUUUAUUUUGUGUAUUAGUUCCUAGGAUGAACUUUAAAGUUUGCUACGAAUAAAACUAUUGCAAUAUUAAUGAGUGAAAAAGAUGUUUUUUCUUUUGUUAUG